This is a messenger RNA of Colletotrichum gloeosporioides, 360 nucleotides long. RefSeq lists its product as uncharacterized. The coding region runs from base 1 to 360 and encodes 119 amino acids. The transcript has 3 exons. Lineage: Eukaryota; Fungi; Ascomycota; Sordariomycetes; Glomerellales; Glomerellaceae. The record is from RefSeq and is a predicted model, not a curated record.
AUGCGCUACGCACCGAUCUUCCUCGCGGCCCUUGCCGCUGCCGCUCCUGUUGAGGUCCCCGGCGUUGAGAUCACCAACGUUUCCGCCAAGACUCUGGCCAAUAAUACGCUUACUUACGAAUUUGAUGUGCUUGAUGGCACCAAUGGCCAGACCGUCCAUUGCAAUGUCGAAUGGGAUGCUAUGAGCCGGAACACGGCAGCCUCUUGCUCUGUGCCCGAGUACACCACCAGUAUCUACUUCCCUGCAGGCAUCCAAACUGGCACGUCUGACUAUGUCUGUGGACACUCUGGCACCGAAGGAGUCCUCAGCCAGUGCUUCACUGCUCCUGAGGUGAAGAUUGCAGCCGUCAGGGCCAACUGA